Messenger RNA from Talaromyces marneffei, 651 nucleotides. RefSeq lists its product as uncharacterized. The record is from RefSeq and is a predicted model, not a curated record. The transcript is spliced from 2 exons. Gene Ontology annotation, cellular component: mitochondrion. NCBI's taxonomy places the organism in Eukaryota, Fungi, Ascomycota, Eurotiomycetes, Eurotiales, Trichocomaceae. Bases 1 to 651 code for a protein of 216 amino acids.
AUGAUGACUCUUUCCAAACAUCUCCCAAGAUUUCCAAUAAAUCAUAAUCUAUACCUAAGACGAACAUUCUCUUUUAGGCGGCGAUUAUUAAACUCAACCUCCCCCAACCCAGUGCCUGAAGAAGCAUCAGCCGGCCUUCGCGCACGACUCCAAAAAUUCAACAACCGCCUCCCCUCUUUCCUCCGCGGCUACACAACUCCCCUCAUCAGCGCACCUACUACACACAUAACAUCCUUCCUCGUACUCCAUGAAAUCACCGCCGUUGUACCUUUAUUCGGUCUAUUCGCUGUUUUCCACUACUCCGGUUGGACGCCACUGCUUUCCGCUGGCGAUGAUAAUUCAUUCAACGAGACUAUACAGCGAUUUGGGAAAUGGAUGACGAAGAAAGGGUGGGUGGGUAGUGAGGAUGUAGAGGUUGCGAAGAAAGUUUCUUCUACGGCUACGACUUUAACAGAGGAUGGUGAUAAUACCCAAGUCCUAACACAGCAGAAGGGCGCGCAAUUGGUGCUACAGUUUGCGGCGGCAUAUGUUACUACGAAAGCAUUGUUGCCGCUGAGAAUUGUUACGUGUGCCUGGGCAACGCCAUGGUUUGCGCGAGUCUUGCUCGUGCCAAUUGGGCGAGGCGUGAGGAGGAUCUUCCGAAGAACAUAA